AUGGAUGGAAUGAAUCUAUUGAUAUUUUUCAGUGCAUGUGCUGAAUUAGGUAAUGAAAAAGGAUUAAAAUUAGGUAAACAAAUUUAUUCAAAAUUAUUAUCAAAUAGAAAAUUACUUAGUGAAAAAGUAAUUCACUCGAUAUUGAAUAUGUUUAGUAAAUGUUCAGAUAUUGAAAAUGCUGAAAAAUUAUUUCAAAAAUUAAAUAAAAAUACGAUUAGUUAUGGAUGUAUGAUGGCAAUGUAUAAUAAUCAAAAUGAACCUGAGAAAACUUUAAAUUUAUAUGAAGAAAUGAAACGAGAUAAAAUUGAAAUUGAUAAUCUUAUUUGGAUUUUAAUUAUUAAUGCAUUAGCAGAAUUAACUGAUCUUUCAACAUUUAAUGCAUAUGGUCUGAAUGGAUUAGGUAGAGAAGCUGUUCAACUCUAUUAUGAAAUUCCAUUUGAAAUCAUUGAUGAUAUUAUUAAUUUAUGUGUAUUGAAUGCAUGUUCACAUGCAAGUCUAAUUAAUGAAGCGAAAGAGAUUUUUAAAAAUAUUUCAAUCGAUAAAAGAACAGAAAAAAUUUAUACAGCAAUGAUUGAUUGUUUUAGUCGUUCAAAUUUAGUCAAUGAAGCUGAAGAAUUAAUUAAUGAAUAUGAACAAACACAUUUACCCUCCUGUUCAAUGUACAUGUCAAUUUUGUCAGCUGCACGUAAUC
This is a messenger RNA of Adineta steineri, 691 nucleotides long. The record is from the annotation of a GenBank genome assembly. Lineage: Eukaryota; Metazoa; Rotifera; Eurotatoria; Adinetida; Adinetidae.